AUGCGCACCAGCAUCAGCAGCCAUGCCAGCACCUCCACAUCACAGACUGCUGUUGCCACUUUGGAAUCAUUGCAAGUCUCUUCUUUGAACGAAUUAUCAUUGGAAUCAAGAGACGAUGGAGGAAAGAAAACAAGAGGAAGUGGAUCAGCCGCCAAACGAUCCUCCUCUGCUUUAUUGGGAAGGUCGUCUUCUGUCGCCAGUCUAUCGGCCAACAACAACAACAACAAACGCAACAAUAAUUUUUGCAUUGAACGCAUCACUCUCUUCUUUGGGACCUUUAUCGUCUUUUGCAAUUUUCAAGCCAGCGAAAUGCUACACGAUACUAUGUUGAACAGCAAGAUUCAAACCAUGCGAUUUGUCACUUCAUCAUCGUCAUCAUCAUCGUCGUUAUCGUUGCCAUUAUCAUUGUCGAAAGUAUCAUCACGGGAUGGUAGUAGUAGUACUACAUCAUCAUCCUUACAUCCACAAGAAACGUAUACAAAUAUACCACAAAUGACACAAGAACGAAUACAAUGGCUCAAGGGACCAGAUGGACCCAAAUACAAUGUGUUGGUGACGGGAGCGGCGGGCUUUGUGGGCAUGCAUACCGCUUUGGAAUUGAAACAAAUGGGCAUGACCCCCAUUGGAUACGACAAUGUCAAUCCCUACUACUCGACCCAACUCAAGGAUUUGAGAAUACAAGAAUUGGAAAAACGCGAUAUACCAUUUGUCAAGGGAGACGUUUGCGAUCGAGAAACUCUGACAAACACGAUAAAGGCCCACAACAUUACCAGAGUCAUACAUUUGGCGGCCCAAGCUGGAGUGCGAUAUAGUCUCAAACAUCCAUUGGAAUAUACACACAACAAUGUCGACUGCUUUGUACAUUUGAUGGAAACCAUGGUGGCCCUCGGUCUAACCAAAGAGCCAUUGGUAUUUGCAUCUUCUUCUUCGGUAUAUGGCAACAAUGUCAAAAUUCCAUUCCAAGAGUCGGAUCGACUCGAGGAUCCCGCAUCCCUCUAUGCUGCCACCAAACGAUCUGACGAACUCUUGGCCCAAACCUAUUUCAAUCUAUACAAACUCAAUAGCAUUGGGUUGCGAUUCUUCACCGUCUAUGGUCCCUAUGGUCGUCCCGACAUGGCACCCUGGAUCUUUACCGACAAGAUUUCCAAUCAACAAACCAUUCGAGUCUUUAAUCACGGACAAUCCAAACGAGAUUUUACCUUUGUCGGUGAUAUUGUCCAAGGAGUUGUGAAUUCUCUCUUUGUGGAUACCCACCAACCCGAACUGGUGAAUUUGGGAAAUGGGCAACCCGUCUUGCUCCAGGAUUUUGUCGAAUUAGUGGAAGAACAAGUCAAUGCCAAGGCUGUCAUUGAUUCCGUGGGCAUGCAACAGGGUGAUGUCCCAGUUACCUAUGCCGACAUAACAAAGGCGAGGCAUCUACUAGGUUACAAUCCAAACACGACGAUUGAAGAGGGGAUUCAACAAUUUGUCUCGUGGUUUCGAGAACAUGAUGCAUCGCAAUAUCGAAUGACUACUCAGUAG
Cylindrotheca closterium is the source of this 1521-nucleotide messenger RNA. NCBI's taxonomy places the organism in Eukaryota, Bacillariophyta, Bacillariophyceae, Bacillariales, Bacillariaceae. The record is from the annotation of a GenBank genome assembly.